AUGAAAUAGGAAUUGUGGGAUGAUUUGCAUUUGGCAAAUGAAAAAUCUAUUACAAAAAUUUUAGAGGCAGGAGAACAAGUAUUAUUUUCUAGUCUACUCUAUAAAUUCAAUGAAGUCAAUAAAAGACAAGAGAGAACAUUGCUUAUUACAACUCAUAAUCUAUACAAUCUAUCAAAAUUGACAGUAAAAAGGAAAAUCCCUAUCAAAAGGGUGUAUGGGAUUACUAUUGGUUUAAUUGGUACAGAAUUCGUAGUACAUGUGCCUGGAGAAUACGACUAUAGAUAUUCAAGUUCUGAACGAAGAGAUUAAGCAGUGUUGAGCAUAAUAAAGGCUUAUUGUUUAUAACACAGAGGCACUGCAUUGCCAGUCUUCUACAAAGAUGAACUCACGCUUACUGCAUAUACAACAACAAAAGUGGAUAAAAGAAAGGGCAUAAAUAGAUUACCAACAACUGGUUCAGAAUUAAUGAAUGAGGAGUAAUUCAGAAAUAGGAUAGAUUCAUAAACAGAAGAACGUUUGUAGACUAGAGCGAAGACUUCGACACUCUAUGCAAAACAGAAAGGAGAGGCAGUAACAAUUGAUGAAUUUGACCUAAUAAAAGUGUUGGGAAGAGGAGCUUAUGGAAAGGUGAUGCUAGUAGAGAAGAAAAGUGACAAAUAAUAUUAUGCUAUGAAAUCAAUUAGAAAAGAGGAUGUAGCUGAUCCAGAAUAAUUAGAACACACCAAAACAGAAAGAUUAGUGUUGGAGCAUGUAAAUCAUCCAUUCCUUGUAAAUUUGCAUUGGGCGUUUCAAACUCCUGAGAAAUUAUUUUUUGUAACUUAAUUUAUGAAGGGGGGAGAACUAUUUUAGCAUCUGAAACAUGUUAAACGAUUUGAUGAAAGUAGAACAAGAUUUUAUGUUUCAGAAAUUGUAUUGGCUUUAGAACAUUUGCAUUAGAAAAAUAUCAUUUACAGAGAUCUAAAACCAGAAAAUGUUUUAUUGGAUGAAAUAGGCCAUAUUUGUUUGACAGAUUUUGGAAUGGCCAAAAUGUUGAAAAAAAAUGAACUUGCCAAAUCAUUCUGUGGAACUCCUGAAUAUCUAUCUCCUGAAAUUCUUCUUGAAAUUGGUCAUUCCUAAUCUGCAGAUUGGUGGGCAUUAGGUAUACUUACAUAUGAGAUGCUGUAUGCAUUACCUCCAUUUUACAAUAAAAACCAAGAUAUGAUGUUUAAAUAGAUCCAAACCAAAGAAAUUACAUUCCCAACCACCCCACCACUCUCCAAUGAGGCUAAAGACUUUAUUUAUAAAUUAACAAUCAAAGAUCCAAAGUAAAGAUUAGGUUCAGGUAAAAUUGAUGAAGUAAAAAAUCACCCAUGGUUCAAAGGAAUUAAUUGGGAAAAACUCUUGAAGAAAGAAAUUGAAACUCCCUUCAAACCUUAGAUCUAAGGAGAGGCUUGGAUUGAUAAUUUCGAUAAACAAUUUACAAUAGAAGAAGCAAUCAAUUCAUAUGCCCCUGAAAAUAAUCUAGUCAACCAAGACGAAUUUAGAGAAUUUGACUAUUAUUAAAAAUGA
Molecule: messenger RNA, 1548 nt
Organism: Paramecium tetraurelia
Lineage: Eukaryota; Ciliophora; Oligohymenophorea; Peniculida; Parameciidae
Exons: 3
Biological process (GO): protein phosphorylation
Cellular component (GO): myosin complex
Molecular function (GO): ATP binding; protein serine/threonine kinase activity; cytoskeletal motor activity
Source: RefSeq, a predicted model, not a curated record